Gamsiella multidivaricata is the source of this 321-nucleotide messenger RNA. Its product is annotated as ESSS subunit of NADH:ubiquinone oxidoreductase-domain-containing protein. Lineage: Eukaryota; Fungi; Mortierellomycota; Mortierellomycetes; Mortierellales; Mortierellaceae. The transcript is spliced from 2 exons. The record is from RefSeq and is a predicted model, not a curated record. The coding region runs from base 1 to 321 and encodes 106 amino acids.
AUGUCCAGCGCCAUCAUUCGUUCUUUCACCCGCACGCCCUUCCGUAGAGCUGUUCAGCUCCGUCGUGGAGGCGGCCACGCCGAGGGAUACAAUCAGCCCACGGGAUACCUCUUCGGCGAGAAGCCCCUCCCCCCAGGUGCCAAGCGCGUCAAGGAGGACUGGGAGGGUAUUUUCCUUUACGGAUUCAUGGGUUCCAUGGCCGCUGGAGCCGCCCUCAUCUACUACAAGCCCGAUACAAACAUGCAAAACUGGGCUAUGAAGGAGGCCAAGGCAAGGAUGGAGGCCCGUGGAGAGACUGUUGAGUACAAGCGCCAGGAGUAA